ACUGCUGCUGCUGGUCUGCCGCUGGGCCGCAACGCUGCUGGGGCUGCCGCUGCUGCUGGUGGUUUCAAGGCGGAGCCUGGGGCUGGCUGACGAUUGCCGAGGUGAUGGAAGCGAGCCUCGGUUGGUGGUGGUGGUAAGUGACAAUGGAGUGGUGGCGGGGAGUGGUGCGGAGUGGUGGAAAGUGGUGGUGGUGGUGAGCAGUGGGGUUGGGGGUUGAUCUCAAGCUUGGGCCCAAUACCCGCACGUUUAAGGCUUAAUGGACGAGCACCAGACCCUGCGGCCGGGGUGUUCUGGUGUGAGUGUCCCCUCUAGCCACGUCGGUGAGGGGCUCAGGUCUUGGGGUUGGCCCUCAGCCCCACUGCUGGUGGUGGUGGAGAGUGGUGGAGAGUGGGGAACCCCCCUCCGCUGCCUUUUUCUUGCUUGAACCUGGGGGUUUCAACCCCCUCUCCUGCCUCUCAACCGCCUUAUUUUGAGGGCUUCAAUCCGUUUCCAUGCCUUGCUCUCACCCUACUCGGGGGAUUUCGACCCCUCCCCUCCCUCUGUCAAGCCAAACUGAUGGUGGUGGAAAGUGAUGGUAGUGUUGGAUGUGCAAAGGGGGAGUGGUGGUGGUGGGAAGUUGUGCUGGUGGUGAGGGGUGCUAGUGACCUGCUAUGACAUAGUGUGAUGUUGAUGGCAGUGCUAGCUGGAUAGCAAUAGGUUGGCUGCAGGAUGGAAGGCUAGUUUGAAGAAAGUCUUGUAAUUUUACUCGUGCAUAAUUUUCUUCACCUCGAAAUGUAUAUCAUCAAUCUUAUGGA
Messenger RNA from Closterium sp. NIES-67, 794 nucleotides. The record is from the annotation of a GenBank genome assembly. NCBI's taxonomy places the organism in Eukaryota, Viridiplantae, Streptophyta, Zygnematophyceae, Desmidiales, Closteriaceae.